AGUAGUCCGUAUGCGUGCGGGCAGCUGGGAUCUAUUUAUCCUGAGUGUGCAUUAGAAAUCACUAACUUCACCAACAAGAAUCCUUUUUCUUGUCUGUUCUGCUUUGCCAUCUGAGGAUUAGAGCUACUGGUACAGUGUUGUUUCCAGAGUUUAACUCCCCCAAGUUUCAAGCAUGGAGAUGAAACCCCCCCUCCCCAAUUCACUGGGGUUGCCUCCUCCCUCUUGUCUCUCUGUUCAAGGGACGUCACUCCCCUGGCUGUGGCGGGACUGGGAGUCUGAGGGGUGAGGCAGGGGCAGAUCCUAUGAAGAAACUCUGGGGACAGAGGGAGGCGUGAAUGCACUGCUCCGUCAAGUACAUGCCAGCAUAUGAUUGAGUGCUGAACAGAGUGCAGCAGCAGAGUUUGAGGCAGUGCUCCGAGGGAUCAGUGGAUGUAAUUUGACUUAUACUUUUGCCUCUUUUGCGGCUGAUCUGCUGCACCCUGCAGAAGGGGUUUGGAAGAAACACACCAACCUAUCAAACAACAUUUGCUUUUCCCUGUUUACACCCAGAUCUGUCUGAUUCACAUAGUGUCCACAGGUAAGUGCAAGUCUCAGAUAAAAAAGUAAAAAUGUAAUGAUUGCUAUAAAUGUAUGUGCAUAUGUUUUAGAUGAUUGGCGCUGGCAAAUAACAGAAAUAUAUAUAUAGUAGAUAUGAGUUGUUUGUAAAGUAGCAACAAUUUCAGUUAAAUUUAUAACAUGUUAAUCUAGCUGUGCAGUUUAAAAAAACUCAGACAUGUGGAAAAAUGAUACCAAAUAGAUCUGCAUGAGAGAUUUUGAAGUUUGUUUGUUUGGUUUUCAAACUAAAGAAAUCUAAGUUUUUAAAUUUCGCUCUCUACAGUAAUCAGUUUUCAUUCACUGUAUACUAGAGAUGCUGUAGUACAAUCCACAUUGUAAUGCUAAUGAGCUGUCACAGCCUAAACUCUUUUCUUCAGGUCAAAAGAAACACAUUUAAAUAGAAAUCACUGCGUGUUUGAAUGGUUGUCAACAUUAAUUUUGGGUCAAGCCAAUCUAAAUGCUGUUUCCAAGAAGUAUGAGUAACUUCAAAAGCAAGCUAUUCAUGGGAGACCGGCAUAUACAAGUCUUCUUUUAUCAUAACAUAUCCGUGUAAAUACUUUAGGCAGGGGCCUCAGAAAUCCUUUAAUGACAAGAGGCAUUUUAGGUUCAGUCAAAACAAAGAGGAUCUUACAGUUUGUCUAUUUGUGUCCUUUUUUAUGUAAUCAUUUAAGAGUGUGUAAUGUCUUCAUUGUGUUGUGGCGGUGCAUUCAUGGUCCCCCCUAUGAAUGCAGCUCUUUGAGUACUUAGAUCUGCACCAUAACCCCAAACAAAAGAUUUUAAUGGGGCACCACUGUAUGAAAUUUACCACGCUAUAAGACUUGGCAGCCUUCCUAGAAUGCAUGUCAAAGUUUGUUGGUUAAAGACCUGUCUCAGCAGCCGUAACCCACCUUUGUGUCAUCCUCACAUGUUAUGCAACUGACAUUUCAGCAUUUUUAAAGAGAGCGGGCUCUGGGAAAAUGUAAAACAGGUGGAGUUAAUCAAACUGUGCUCACUGAUACUCUUUGGUUUCUCAACUCUAGAGUUAUGUGAAAAAGUGCUGAUCAUAAUAUUCAAAGAUAAAGAAGAGCAGAAAUGAUUAAGGGACGUUUUCUCUUGAGCUUUAACUUGACUUUUUUCAACUAAGAUUACUUCUUAAGGGUUUUAUCCAUGCCUUUAAGGGGUAAGAAUGCAGUGUACACACAUACUUGUAAACCUGGACACUUUAAUCUAUCCAAUCACCUGCUUAUACCACAGGGCUCCUCCUGGGUGUGUGUUUGAGUCAAUAGAAAAUCUGCUCUUUUUAGUAAAGUGGUUCAAAUGUGGCUGCUAAGGUAUUUUCGGUCUUUUCUCUUUCUCUCUGUCAGCAGGUGUCAACAUGUUGGAGCAGGUCCUGUCAUUCGGCCGCUCCCUGGUGCGCAGGAAAGUGGUUGACCUGAGUAGCCUGGAGGACUCAAAGCUGUGCCGCUGCCUGGGAACUGUUGACCUCAUUGCCCUUGGAGUUGGUAGCACUCUGGGUGCUGGCGUCUACGUCUUAGCUGGUGAAGUGGCCAAGGGCGACUCAGGCCCCAGCAUCGUCAUCUCCUUUCUGAUAGCUGCCCUGGCCUCUGUGAUGGCUGGUCUGUGUUAUGCAGAGUUUGGAGCGCGUGUCCCAAAGACUGGCUCUGCGUACCUUUAUAGCUAUGUGACAGUAGGAGAGAUCUGGGCCUUCAUCACUGGCUGGAACCUCAUCCUGUCCUACGUUAUUGGUAAGUUAGUGAAAAUGUUUGGAAAGUUUACGAUAAAGAGAAACUGAUUGUUUAUGGAGUCUGUUUGUUGCUGUCUCACAGGUACCUCCUCAGUUGCCAGGGCUUGGAGUGGCACUUUUGAUGAAAUGAUAGGAGGACACAUAGAGGUCUUCUGUAAGACUUACUUCAGCAUGAACUCUCCUGGAUUGGCUCAGUACCCUGAUUUCUUUGCUGUCUGCCUGAUUCUGCUGCUCUCUGGUAAGCUAUCAGACACCAACUGAGAAUUACAAAAUACAGCACAUCACUAGAAAAGCUGCAAAGGAAGAACUUAAAGCUCUAGUAAGGAACUUUACUAGUUCCUGGUCCCCCCAUGUGUACAAGAUGAUAUCUCCUUUUGAUCUUCUCCUGCACAUUAAAAAUAAGUAUACAGCCACAGUAAGGGGACCAGAUUUCUGUAAUGAAAUCUGACAACAUCCGGGAACAUAUUUCUGGUGAGUGGGGAGUGGAGGUGGGGGUGGGGGGGUGGGGGCAUCGGCUGCAUGAUCACAGACAACAUCUUGGUACUACUUAGUAGCAGUGCAUGCCCCCCCAUUAAAACUGUUGUUCAGGACUGCGCGCAACAUGCUUACUUGCACUUCCUACCUACUCGAGUACCGUAAUAACCAUUGUUCUAGUCUACAUGCAACAUUUUUUUAUCUCAUUCAUGAAACUCUUAAAUCAGGACAUUUUCAGGAAUGGUUUUAGCCAGGGACAGGUCAACCAAAUCGGGGACUGUCCCCAGAAAUCGGGGACGUCUGGUCACCUUAAGCCACAGACACUUUUUAUUCAUUGGAUCUCGUUUGUUUUUGUACGUUACAAUCAGAUUUUUUUUUUAUUUCAGUCUGUUUCAUGAUCGACUGAGAACUUCUCACAGCAGCUUUAAUUGAGAAUAGGUGGAUUUUAUUUGAAACAAGAACCUUCAUUAGUUAAAGCUGUAUGAUCUGAGACACACAGGCCCAACAGAGAAGGGCAAUGUGAGUCCAUAGGGAUCCCCCCCUUCAUUUUCAAAAACUCCCUGAUCACCCUGAUGGUUUCCAGCAGCACCCUGCUUCACUUUCCCACAGUCACAUAAAUCAUAUCUGAGAUCUUUCCAGAACAAGCAUAGUUUCGUUACAGGGACCUUAGUUUCUUCGGUUGCUGUUGAGCACUUGGAGGACGGAUCAUAUUAAUUUCCCGUGGUCAUUUGGACCACAGAUCAGGACUUCAUAACAGGCCAAGUUUUGGUUCAAUUCUACCUUUAUGGGCCUGAAGCUAAAACUGGGGGAGAUGUUAUCAUGUGUCUUAAAGCUCUGCCAAUGCAAUGAUGAGAUUAUGUCUGCGUGGCCCUUACACAAUCCACCAGUGUUAUGUUGUUUUGAGGCCACAGAUAUCAGAACUAGACAAGGAUUCGUUAUUCGUACUAUUCCCAUGUUAUUAACAGUUUAUGUAUGUAUUAAAGCUGUGUUAAUAUUUCCAUCUGAAAUUAGUUCACCAUGUGCUGUCCUGACAAACUUUUCACUCGACACAGGCCUCCUGUCGUUUGGUGUGAAGGAGUCAGCCUGGGUCAACAAAGUUUUCACUUCAGUUAACGUGCUGGUGCUCUUGUUCGUCAUCAUCUCUGGCUUUGUCAAAGGAGACGUAAAUAACUGGCAGAUAUCAGAAGAAUCCCUUAUUAACGUCACCAUAGUUACGAGGUAAUUAUUUCUUUGGUAACUGUUACACAUGUAUUUCUGUGUACCUCUCUAACGCAAAGCUGCCUACUGAACAACAUCGAAAGCAUCCCAAUCAUCACCAUUGUUAGUCUGUUUAUUUGGGCCGUCCUUCAGCACUUCCUGCCUAACAUUUGGGGUAACUCCUCCUCCUCCAGUCACUUACUUUUCAGGGUGAAGUGUUGCUAUCUGACACUUUCCAUGUUUCAGGAAUCUUUCAGUUGUGGCCAAUGUGAGCAGUGAUUAUGGAGCUGGAGGAUUUAUGCCCUAUGGCUUCAGUGGAACCUUAGCCGGGGCUGCUACCUGUUUUUACGCCUUUGUGGGGUUUGACUGCAUUGCAACUACAGGUAAGCUGCUUAGACUGAGGUAUGGUUGAGUUUUAUAGGCACAUGUGAGGGUAUUUGUUUGUAUGUUUGUGUGUAUCACAGGUGAGGAGGUGAAGAACCCUCAGAGGGCCAUCCCUAUCGGCAUCGUGGUGUCCCUGACGGUGUGCUUCCUGGCGUACUUUGGUGUGUCCGCUGCACUCACACUGAUGAUGCCUUACUACCUGCUGGAUGAGAAGAGCCCCCUGCCCAUGGCAUUUGACUAUGUGGGCUGGGGUCCCGCGAAAUAUGUGGUUGCAGCAGGUUCACUGUGUGCGCUCUCUACCAGGUAAACACUGAGUUAACUUUUUCCAGAACAAGUUGAAGUCAACAAUAUCAAUAUUUCAUAGUAGAAAAAAACAGUAAGAUGUAAGAUUAAUUGUAUUUAAGUCAGUUUAAUUAAUCGUGAAUGUUAAUUGGUGUGCUCACUGUAAAUGGGUGAUAAUGGUGAAUGAGAUCUGGCCAAUUGUCUUGACCAAUAUCUCAGUCUACGUCUUGCUGUUGGAUUGAUUCCUUUAUUGUUGGAUGCAGCAGGGGUUGUGUAUAAUUCUCUGUUUUAAGAUACCAGCAUGCUUUAAAAUGUUCUCUCUGUAAUAAAUGUCUCCUGUAAAGGUGGCAAAGCUUUUCUCAAGUCAAUAUACUGAUGUGACUUUAUUCAGUCUUUCUUCCCUGAAGGUCUGCUAGAGCAGUUCUCCCUCAUUUUUCCCUCAAGAAAACACGAUAAAUGUCAGUUAUCAGCUCAUCCCAUGAUCUUCAUCCAUGUGCCUAUCAUUAAAUUUGAAUGGAGUCAAUUAAAUUUUAAGUACUCAGAGGCCAGCCCUUCCAACAGUUGUUUUUGAUUAUUCCCCACAACGAGGAAAAAUCCUUGACAAUUUUUGUUUUUGUGCUGUAUGACGGCUGGAAGUUAGGAUCACUUAUGAACUCCUAUAAACUGUGAAACCGUACAAUAAUUAAAGAGUGCAGGAAUUUGCUAUAGAAGCAGCUAUCUAAUUUUAUUUAACUCCAUUUCUUUGGUUUUAUAUGAACUGAUAAUAAUAAUAGAAAAUAAUGCUGUUAAGUAUGCACCUACAGGAAAGAAAGACUCAUGCUGUAAAGAAGUGAUUGUGAGUGUAAUUGUGUUUAUGUCCAUGUGUUUUCGGGGCUUUGACUAACGUGUUGGUCUUUGCAUGUCUCUGCUGUCUCAUGCAGUCUGCUGGGUUCCAUUUUCCCCAUGCCUCGUAUAAUCUAUGCUAUGGCAGAGGAUGGGGUGCUUUUCAAAGCCUUAGCACGAAUCAAUCCUAAGACGAAGACCCCACUUAUUGCCACUAUGACCUCCGGUGUAGUUGCAGGUGAGAGCCGGGGACAGUGAGAUCACUCCUGCUAAUCUUACUCCACCAAUCAACUAUGAAAGACACGGUUAAAAAUGCACAUCAUUUGGCUCUUCUGUUCCUGAAAUCGACCCUAACUCCUAACUUAGGAGUGUACACGUUCCAGUUUGAAGAGGUUUUCCCUCCAUAAAGACGAGUUGUUCUUUCACAGUUGUGCAGGUGUCAUGUUUUCUUUCCCAGAAUGCCCUCAACUUAACCAUGAACCCUCUUCUUCCUAGCCUGUUGGGCUCCAUGUUCCCUCUGCCGCGCAUUCUCUUUGCCAUGGCGCGAGAUGGCAUACUGUUCAAAUUUAUGUCCAAAGUGAGUAAGCGCCAGUCGCCUGUGGCUGCCACCAUGGCGGCAGGCACCACUGCGGGUAAGCUCCCGGGAUCAGGACUCGCCUAUCAUGGGGUUGUAUCGUGGACUUGUUGGGGGAUGCACAUGGUGGUGGUGACUGCAUGUUGACGUGGUGAUGGUGUUUCCUAAAGCAUGUGGGAGUAAGGCUGACGAGUUCAUGAACUUUUCAUAAAGUUAGGUAUAGUUAAUGUUUGCUUCUUCAGCCUAGAUGAUUCAAUGACAGUUUUUAAAAUCAAAGGGAAUAAGUGAACUUCUACUCUGGUAACAUUAUAAUGAUGAAAAGAAGCAGCGUUGGCUCGCCAUCCCCACUCUGCUGUACUUCAACAUGCUUCCAGUGUUACUGUACUGACUGCCUGAAGUCUGGUGCAUGUGUUAUAACUUCUUGGCAAAAGAGCAAUAAGCAUACACUCUUUAUUGACCUUAUAUUCUUCUUUAUUAAACAGUUUAUAAGAGUUACAUUGAAGCCUGCUUUGGUAAAAGACAGUAUCUAAGUUCUCUUCCAAAUAGGAGACCGUCCUCGAAUUAGGGAGCACCAAUAAACCACAGGGUGGUAAAUAGGUGGUUAUAUCUAUUAUAGGAUUAAAAAAUAGGAAAAAGUUACUGCUCUCAGUUCUUUUUCAUUGUAUUUCAUUUCCGUUUCACGACUUCAGCUGUUUCCUUGUUAACGCUGACAUAUAACCCAACAGGAUCUAUGUUCGUUGUUGCUUUAUUUGCAAAAUAUUCAUAUUCUGAUCCUGGCUGGUACAUAAGCAGGAUCGAAGCAUUUAUCUAGAACAUUUCCAACUUGUCUUUCUGUCAAGAUAAAAUGAGCUAUUUUUUAAUCAUUUUUUACCACUACAAUGUAAGGAGGAUAUUCAGCUCUUGUCCCUCAUGGAAUCGAUGUGGUGUUCAUACAUGAUAACAACCUGAACUCUUAAACUUGCCUCUCUGUUCAGUAUAACCCAGGUUCAGUUCAUGGUUGGAUUCUGUUCACUGUGCCCAGGUGUUUGGGCUGAGAUCUGUAAAGUUAUGAGCUGAUAAAGGGACAGCCAGAUGUCGUAAAAGGGGACCUGUUACACCCACUUGCCCACAGUGAGACAGACAGACCAUGUAGUGAGCAAUGACAGAGUUAGGCAGGAGCUUUCUUUAUUAUUUUUGUUUUCAUGUAAUGUUGUGAGGAGCAGCAGAAGUGAACUUUGAUGCUGUGAUCAGCUCCACACUGGAGUCUGGUGCUGAGAUCCAUGAGAGAAACUCCACAGUGUGUCUCACAUCAAACGGUGCUUGUUGCGGAGGUGACCACAGCUAUUAGCCUGGGGAAACAUGUGGACCUUUUUUUUCUUUGUAUUUUGAAAACUUGCUGCAUGAAUGAAAUUUGCAUCUGUUCUUGUUAUGCCAAUAUUUUGUAAGUUGUGUUUGAAAAUGUUCAAGCAUUUGUGUUGCACUAUUUACUGUAGAUGUUGAUAAGAGUUAAAGUGAUCAUUAUUCUGUUUAUUUUACAUGUUCCUUCAGUUAUUCAGUCAUUUCAGUUAAUUGUUGUUACUUUGCUCUCCACAGCCAUCAUGGCCUUCCUGUUUGACCUCAAAGCACUGGUGGACAUGAUGUCCAUUGGGACUCUGCUGGCCUACUCACUGGUUGCUGUGUGUGUACUCAUACUCAGGUGAGAUCGCAACAGACAAAAUCUUGUUUGUGCAACUUUGUGAACAUGGCUCCCCUUUCACUUUCCAGAAAAAAAAAAACCCACAGGUAUGAUUACUAUGCAGAGUAACCCACGCCCUGUGUCAUUGCAUCACACUGACUGCUGAUGUAAGCUCUGUGAAUGCCCCCAUUGUGAGAAUGUGAAGUGGCUGCUUGAGUGAAACAUGUUUACCUAAGUUUUGUGUUCUCACUAAACCGUGUACGCUGCCGCUGUUUGCACUUCGGUGUCUCACCACCACAGACGCAGUAAACACAGACACACUGUUUGGUUUCAACAGGAUUUAAUGCAAAAACAAACACAUUAAGUAUUUCACAAUGACAGUGGUUUGUCGCUGAAAGCCUAAUGGAUAAAAACAGGUCGAACUCUCAGAACUGAAGCUCUAAAUGUUUAAAUACAGAACAGCAAUGUCUCUGUUUUUGACUUUAACCUUGAGUAACUUGUGGACUUGUAACCUUUAACCAGUGAUUGAACCUCUCCUCUAGGUAUCAGCCUGAUGGAGCUCUGGAGCAGCGUUCAGGCCCUGGAGAGAAGGACUUCCUGUCCUCAGAGGAAGGCGAGUCUGAAUUGACUGAGUCAGAGUCUCACCUCCACAUGCUGAAAAGUGGCAACUCCACCCUGCAGACUGUCCUGCACCCUCCUGUCUCCCCCUCCGAGCAGUCCUCCAGUGUGGUCAACAUGUGUAUCAGUGUGCUAGGUAAGCAAUAGGAGUGGGAAUCACUACUGGUCCACGAUACGAUAUUAUCACGAUAUUUGGGCCACGAUAUGAUAUUAUUGCGAUUUUUGACAUUUUGAGAUACAGUGAGUAUUGGGAUACAAUAUAUUGUGAUUUAUAUAAUGUCUCCAACUGUUAAGCUAAUUUAGCAUUUGUCUUUCCUUUAUGUUCGUCUUAUUUAUGCUGUAUUUUAUUUUCAUAUAGCACAUUUUGCAAACUUUAUAUAUAUAUAUAUAUAUAUAUAUAUAUAUAUAAUAUAUAUAUAUAUAUAUAUAUAUAUAUAGUUGAUUUUAUUUUUCCAUUAUUAUAGAUUUGACUUCAUAUUAGCAAUUAAUUUGAAAAAUUGAUACUUGGUAAAUGAGAUGAUACGAUAUAUCACCUGACAAAAUAUCACAAUACUGUACCGUAUUGAUUUUUUCUCCCACUCCUAAUAAGUAGGCCAGUCCUUUUUAUUCAGUGACUUUAAAAAAUAUGAAGAUUAAAUGUUUAUUUAUUUUUUCAAUCACAGUGCUGCUGGUGUGUGUGAUGAGCUAUCUCACCACCUACCACAUAUACUGCAUCCUUAACAUGGAGGUGUGGAUCUUAGUGCUGCUGUCCACAUGUCUCCUCAUGUUCAGUGGCUGCGUCUUCAUGAUCUGCAGGCAGCCUCAGACAAGCAAGAAGGUCUCCUUCAUGGUGAGUAGCAGCUCAACAUGUCUAUUGAUUUGAAUUCAUACCAAGACCUUCAUUGUCACAUGACUCCAGGACUACACUAGAAGAUUAAUUCAUACCUUUGUUGUCUCAGGUACCUCUGCUGCCUUUUCUGCCCAUUCUGAGCAUAUUUGUCAAUAUUUACCUCAUGGUCCAGCUGAGUGGAGACACAUGGAUACGUUUCUCUGUGUGGAUGGCUGUGGGUGAGUGUCUCUGAACUACCAGUCUAAGGCUUUUCAUCCAUUGACCUUAACAGUGGCAUUUUAAGGAAUAGUUUGACAUUUUUAAAACACUUUUGGUGUACCCCCUCAGUGUCCACAAUCCUCGAUAAAUACGUCAACACCCAUUUUCAGAUUAUCCUUUUUUGUAUUCUUAACAUGAAGUUGUACGGCAGGUAGUUAGAAGAGACUAACAGAAGUCACUGCUCCCAACAAACCAGUCCAAGUUUUGUGAACAAUCUACGACUAUAGAUUCAAAUGUACUCCAAAGUUGAUAUGGCUGACCAGUGUUUCUUCUAUAAAAUCUCAUCGUUUGACCCUAUUUCUCAGGCUUUCUAAUCUACUUUGGCUACGGCAUGUGGCACAGUCUGGAGCGUCAACGAAAACUCCAGGGCCCUUCAAACAGCAGCAGUACGAAGGAGAAGAAACAGACCAGCCGGGAGCAGCAGGCUGGCGAGGAUGCAGUUGAGAAGGACCAGGAACGUUUCAUCUGCCCAGAAAAGACCAGCCAGUGUUAAAGUUUGUCAGCUCACUCACUGACUCUGUGAGGCCACAGAUGCAUAAAAGCAAACAGCAGCUCUGCCUUAAUGCACCUGUUUAUUCAACCUCACCCGGCGCGCCUCAGUCUCAAACAUUCGGUCUGAGAAUCACUGUCAGUAUUUUGUAGCAGCGGCCGCACGAUGGAGAGCUGCUCUAUCACUUCUUCUGGGACCUCAUCCUGAGUUGAGCUUCAUGGACGGUACAGGAGCAGAAUUAAGGACAGCUUACACUCUGGAGAGAGGUGUUGGUUUCUUUUACAAAUAGAGCAGUUGUUGCAGAACUUCAAAGUUUUCAUGUCUCAUUCUGCAAACUUGAUUUGUUAUUGCAAGACAAACAUUUUGUCUUUUGUUGUGUACAAUUGAAGCAGGCUUGUGGAGAGGAUUUUCUAAAUACAAGAGUAAACCUUGUAAAUCUGUGAAGGAAAUGCAGAGAUGAUAUUGGAUUUGGAUUCUCCAAUGAUGUGUUAUAGUUUUACAAGUUUUGUUACUUUGUGGUGAAAGUCUUCACUGAUCUUUGAAUUGAGAGAGACAGGACCAAAUUGGAUGAUAUUUUAAAAUAUGUUGUGCAUUUUUUUUAUGCAUAGACGGUAUGUCCUGAUAACAGCAUAAAAGCAUGAAAGAGAUGCUGCUAUAUUUAGACCAACGUGCUGUUAGGGGGAUUCAGUUUGGCUUUUCUGACUCUGGUGAGGUGUGUGUGUGUGUGUGUGUGUGUGUGUGUGUGUGUGUGUGUGUGUGUGUGUGUGUGUGUGUGUGUGUGUGUGUGUGUGUUGUGCGAAUGUUUCCAGCGUUUAAUGUCCAUAAAUUCUGAGUGGUAGUGUCUGUGCCUAGUUUUAUAACCCAGCCCUUUGUGUUUAACUUACUUGAUCGUUUUAGUUAUUUCCUUAUUGGGAGGGUCUCCUAUUUAGUUUCUGUUCAGCUGCUUGGCAGUGGGGGGUUUUGUUUCUCGUGUUUCUGAGCCUUGUUUUUUGAUCAUCUUAGUGGUUAUCCCUUGAGAUAACUUUCAGAACCCCCAUCCCUGUCGGACAAGUGUCUACAAUUGUGUCAAAAUCCCUCCUGCUGUCACACGUGCAUUAUAUCAAGUAGUUUUGUUGGCACUUAACACACCUUGAUUUAACGGAUCUACAUUGUGCCAGAGCUCUGAGUGUAGGUCAAGUGCUGUUUGCAUAUUCCUUGUUUUUUAUGUAACAGAUCCAUCUUAACCUCCAUCUGAGGUAUCAGUGACUGUUGUGGUAGUUUUUUGUUCCAGCACAGGUUUAUUUUUCUAUUUUCUGCUUUUACAUGUCUAAUUUGUAUACUGUUAAGAUCCAAAUAUGAAGAAUGAUAUUUGAUACAGAACUUAGAAUUAAAAUUAGAAAUAAAACUCUCUUUUUUCACUCUAA
This is a messenger RNA of Xyrichtys novacula (pearly razorfish), 11302 nucleotides long. NCBI's taxonomy places the organism in Eukaryota, Metazoa, Chordata, Actinopteri, Labriformes, Labridae. The record is from the annotation of a GenBank genome assembly.